Molecule: messenger RNA, 3996 nt
Organism: Auanema sp. JU1783
Lineage: Eukaryota; Metazoa; Nematoda; Chromadorea; Rhabditida; Rhabditidae
Source: the annotation of a GenBank genome assembly
AUGAAGAUCGCAACACCACAGACGAUGCAAACACGACGAUCUACUACAACGGAGUCAAUGAGUUCAAUUAUUCUUCCCAACGUUCCCACACAGCCAACAAACGGUAUGAUCAGGACGUAUGAGAAUCAGACACGAACAUUCACUCGUCCAUACUCAGCUAAAACUGUUUUCUUCUACAAAGAAGGCGAUGAAUACUUUUCCGGUGUUCGAGUUCCAGUUUCAAAGCAACGUUAUCGAACUAUCGACAGCUUACUAGAUGAAUUAAAUAGAAAUAUUCAGAUGCCUUUCGGUGUUCGUCGAUUAACAACUCCAAUGGGACGGACAGCCAUCGAAUCAGUUGAACAAUUGGAACACCUGGGAAAAUAUGUGGCAUCUUCAAAUAAAUAUUGUCGUGGAAUCAAUUUGUCAGCUCUUGAAAGACUUAAAAAGGUUCCCACCUCGCCUUCGUAUAAAACGAAAUUGCGUUUGUCACGCACUUUGGGAUUUAAUGUGAUGCCGUCGAAACAGAUUUUUUUUGUCCUCAACGGCAAAAUGGAAAUGUAUCGAACGUUAUUGAAUCCAUUGCGACUGCCAACUAUGGAACAACUAUUAGCUGAAGUUAGUGAAGGCUUACAGGUAGCCAUUUUCCGUUUCUAUACGACAGACGGAUUACGAAUUCUUAAUGUAUCUGAUAUGAUUUCCAUUAAUCCUCCGAAGAUUUACGCUUGUACACGUAAUGACAGAUUAAAUAUGCAAAGAAAUAAUUUUGAAUUACCUUCAAUACAUUCAAAUAAAUAUUAUGGAGGAGGAAGCUAUAAGAGCGGAACAGAAACAUCCUCAUCUACGGGCGGCAAUAAUGGUAUUGAGAAGCCAAGACGAUUUGAAAGUGCUUUGAGACGUAAUACUCGGAAACGUACAGGAGCUCCAAUUCGACGUUUUACACGAACUUUACCCGCUAUAAAUGGCAAUUACAAUGGCGAAUUGCCGACACAGAAACGAACUUCAUCUAUUCCUGAUGAUACGGAUUCGGGAAAAGCCAAUUCGAUAAGUAGUCGUCAGACGGAUAAUUCGCGAACGGAAGAUGACGAUCUAUAUGGGGUUGGCACUUCUAUUAUUCCUAUGAAGAUGAGGAAACCUCCACGUGUCGCCGGAUUAGCACGCAAUAAGGAAGAAAAAAGAAAAGCUUAUUCAGAUCGAAACAAGCCUUUGCCACCUACGACUAAGAAUGUAUCUGAAAGGGCUUUAGUAGUAGGAGAAGAUGAUAAUGAUAAUCAAGAAGUAAUAAACGAGGGAAUAGAAGACGUUUCAGAGGCUUCUGAUGAAGAUGAUGAUCAUGCGAUAGCUUCAACCAGUCGAGAAGUACAUGAUGAUGAGGAAGUCAAAGAAGAUAUUGAGAAUAGUGAAGAACUCAAUACAACUGAGAAAGUUGAAAUGAUUCGACAUGAGAGCCUCUUGAAUGAAGAUACUGAUAUUGAGCAAGACCUAGUUAUGACAGAUGAUAGUCGACCAUCUUCAUCGAAACACAGAAGGACUGUUCAUCAUGGGAUGCCUGACGUUAAAGAGGACGAAGAAACGCUUAAGGAUGAAAUGGAAGUUGUUGAAGACAACGUUAUCGAAAACAAAGAAAAUAUUCAGCCAAUAGAGGAAGGAGAAGAGAAAACAGAGGAUAUCGAAAUGACUGAAGACAACGACGAAGCCGCGGACACAGCUGAAAUAACAGCGGAAGAAGUUCAAGUGAUUCCUGAAGAAGAAGAAGUAGUAGCAGUAGAAGAUGAAACGAAGGAAGUAGUAGCAGUAGCAGAUGAAACGGAGGAAGUAGAAAAGGAAGAACCUAAGAUAGAAGAUGAUGAAGGAGAAAUUCGACGAGACGGAGCAGCGACGACAAUCCAAUCUGUAUACAGAGGAUAUCGAACAAGGAAACUAUUGAAACUAGAUGGUGAAGUAGAACCGAUAAAAGUGGAAGAAGCACUUCCUGCUCUUGUGGAAGACGACGAUGCCGUUACUGAGAGAAAAGAUGAUGAAGAAGUAUUGAUAGAUGACUCAUCACAAAGAGAGAAAAAAUCAAUGUACACUGUCCAAAUAAACACUGGUAAUCGAUGGGGAUCCGAGACGGAAGCUGAUCUUUAUGUUAUGCUACACGGAGACGACGGAACAUCCGAGAAAAUCCUUUUACAGCAUGAAAAUAUUCCGUGGUUACAGGCGUCAGAUCCAAGGUUCCAGAGAAACCAGAACGAUUUCUUCCAAAUCGACACACCUUCCGUUGGUACUAUUAAUAAGAUAGUCUUGGGACACGAUGAGAAAGGCUACGGCGCUGGAAUAUUCGUUGGAUACGUCAUUGUGACAGAGAACAUGUUAGAGGGACGUCAAUUCUUCUUUUCUAUAAACAAAUGGUUUGAUAGUGGACAGGUUGAUGGAAAGAUUGAACGGCCCAUACCAGUAACAGCCUUUUACUAUGUUAAUAGUAUACCAGAUGAAAAUGUUGUGACAGAAGGAAGAUGGGAAUUCGUGCUUCAUAGUGGGAAUAAACAUGGCCAAGGAGGAACAACUUCAGGACUUCUUAUAUAUGGCUAUGGUUUGCAAGGAAGCUCUGUUAUUCGUUUUGACAAUGAUACCUCCUUGAACAAUGUUCCUUCAACUACUUUGGUUCAAGUUGAUUUUGGAGCCAUUGGGGAUUUGAUCAAAGUCCGCUUCGAGCUUAUUCCCAUGGGCGAUAGUCCAAAUUAUUUUUUGGAAUAUGUAGAACUGAGAGAUUUGGAUACAGAGGAGAGAUUAGUUGUUAGAGUUGGAAAAUGGCUUGAGGUAGCUAGUGAUAGAAAGAACCCCCAAGCUUUCCGUGAGCUAGGAGUAUACAGAGCAGGAGUAGAAGGAUUACAUGUCAUCAACUAUGAGGGAAGAGUUCAUGUAGGCGAAAUGAACUUAUUGGAGAACGAUCACUUAUCUGGCCAGCUGAUUGGAACAUUUGACAGUGCCGUAUUUCCUUUGAUAUAUAACGAAUCCAAAAAAGAAUAUACUUUCAAAGUGGAAUGUGUUGAUCUGGGCAGAGUGUCAAAACUUAAGAUCAUUGGCAAUUUCUCAAAACAAGGCGAAGCGAUAAUGGAAGGAUUAUCAGUUCUGCAAGACAUUUGGGAUUGUUAUUCUCCCGGGAUAUCAGUUGCUGAUCAGGUUCUGGUGACGCACGCGUAUGUUCGCGAAUCUUCUCAUUGUCCAUAUCGUUAUGUACUCAGUCAAGGAAAAGUAGUUGAAUUAGAAGACUCCAAGCCUUACUUCAAAACUUUGGAACUGACAGCUAUGGAAGGAUUGUCUACAAUGUAUAAGAAGGACAAGAUCCCUUCAGGAGUCGGCACGUGGACUUUGAAUGUUUCAGUUGAUGGAAAGUUGGAUAAACUACCAGAUAUUUGGCUCAUUUCUGGACAUAAAGCUCAUCUGAUGACUUUGGUCACAGAAGAACCUUCGGAAAUUGUUUUACAAGUGAAAGCGAAAGAACUGAAAUCUGUCGACAAAGUUAGAAUAUUUGCUGGACAGUUAGAGGCAGCUCAAGAAUUAGUUGUAAAGAAGCUUCGAUUAACAAAUAGCUUGACAAAACAAAUUAUUCGUUUCCCUAAUGUCGACACGGAAUUUGGUUCAAAUGAUAUUUAUGAAUUUUCAACGGUUUAUCCGGAUGUUUCUCCUAAACCAAAUAUAACGUUUGAUAUCACUGUUUAUACAACAAGCUCCAACGGAAGCUUCCUACCAGUCUUUAACCUGAUUGGAAGUGAAUCAGAUUCAGGAGUUCGACAAUGGGGUCCUAAGCGAACUUUAGAAAAUGGGUUAGAUGUCUUCGAGAUAGACGCUGUUAGUCUGGGAGAUCCCACAGAGAUAGAAGUUAUCAUAUUAGGAGAUAAAAAAUCAUCAUGGUCAUUCAAGGAAAUUAUUGUGAAGAAUUCAGAGACACAGAAGAUCUAUAAGACGAGCGAAGGAACAAUUUCCAAACAAGGUGAUGGCAAACGUUUUUCAUUGCAACAGGUGCUUUCCACAUAA